CCGCGGAGGGAGCCGCCGCCACCGGGUCGCCCGUGAAGAGAAGGUGGUGGCGGCGGCGGUGAACAUGUUUUCAGUGAGGAUAGUGACUGUCGACUACUACAUGGCCAGCCCGCUGCAGGGGCUGGAUAUCUGCCAAUCCCCGCUCACGCAGGUCCCUGUCAAGAAGGUGCCGGUGGUGCGAGUCUUCGGAGCGACCCCGGCAGGUCAGAAGACAUGUCUUCAUCUACAUGGCAUCUUUCCUUACCUCUAUGUGCCAUAUGAUGGUUAUGGACAGCAGCCAGAAAGUUAUCUUUCUCAGAUGGCAUUCAGUAUCGACAGAGCACUUAAUGUGGCUUUAGGCAAUCCAUCUUCUACUGCCCAGCAUGUGUUCAAAGUGUCAUUAGUAUCAGGAAUGCCUUUUUAUGGUUAUCAUGAGAAGGAAAGACACUUUAUGAAGAUCUAUCUUUACAAUCCUGGAAUGGUGAAAAGGAUAUGUGAACUUUUGCAAAGUGGAGCCAUAAUGAAUAAAUUUUACCAGCCUCAUGAAGCACAUAUUCCCUACCUCCUACAGCUCUUCAUUGAUUACAAUCUUUAUGGAAUGAAUUUAAUAAAUCUGGCUGCUGUCAAGUUCCGAAAAGCAAGAAGGAAAAAUGAUACAUUGAUUGCAACUGGAUCACCCAAGGAUCGGUUAUCAGGAAAUUCCUUUGCUGGUACUUUCUUUAGGUGGGAAGAGGAUGAAAUACCAAGCUCUUUGAUACUGGAAGGUGUUGAGCCACAGAGUACGUGCGAAUUAGAAGUGGAUGCUGUAGCUGCUGACAUCUUAAAUCGACUGGACAUUGAGUCUCAGAUUGAUGGAAACCCUGGUCUGCAAGCCAUCUGGGAAGAUGAAAAGCAACGGCGAAGAAAUAGAAAUGAAAGUUCUCAACUUAGCCAACCUGAGUCACAAGAUCGCAGAUUUGUGCCAGCAACAGAAAAUGAAAAAAAAUUUCAGAAGAGACUUCAGGAAAUUUUCAAGCAGAAUGAUUUCUCCGUCAGACCAUUAUCAGGAUCUGUGGACCUCAGUGAUGGAUCCCAGGAGUUCUCUGCUGAGUUAACGUUGCAUUCUGACAUUCUGUCUCCUGAAAUGCUUCAGUGUACUCCAGCCAAUAUGAUAGAAGUCCACAAAGACACAGAGUCAACCAAAGGUGACACCACACAUAAAGUCGGAGAAGCCCUUAUUAAUGAAGAAGCAAUUUUGAACCUCAUGGAAAAUAGUCAGACUUUUCAGCCUUUAACUCAGCGAUUGAGUGAGUCACCAAUUUUUGUGGACAGUAGUCCUGAUGAGGCUCUGGUGCGUCUUCUUGCUGGAUUGGAAAGUGAUGGAUAUCAGGGGGAUAGAAGUAGGAUGCCAUCGCCAUGUCACUCUUUUGGAGAUAGUAAAAAUCCCCAAAAUAGUGAUGAUGAAGAAAAUGAACCACAGAUUGAAAAAGAGGAAAUGGAGCUUAGUCUGGUGAUGUCCCAAAGAUGGGAUAGCAAUAUUGAAGAACAUUGUGCCAAAACAAGUUCACUGUGCAGAACUACUCACAGAAGUUCAACUGAAGAUGAUUCAUCUUCUGAAGAAGAAAUGGAAUGGAAUGAUAACAGCUUGCUUCUUGCCAAUCUUUCUAUACCUCAGUUAGAUGGAACUGCAGAUGAAAAUGGUGAUAAUCCAUUAAACAACGAAAAUUCUAGAACCCACUCUUCUGUAAUUGCAACAAGCAAGCUAUCAGUAAAGCCCUCCAUUUUUCAUAAGGAUGCUGCUACAUUAGAACCCCCAUCUUCUGCUAAGAUUACCUUCCAGUGUAAACACACAAGUGCCCUUUCUUCCCAUGUUUUGAACAAGGAAGAUUUAAUUGAUGACCAUCAACAACCAAACAAUAUAGAGAAGAAUCUGGAUAACUCAGUCACUUCUUUUACAAAUGAAAGCACUUACUCACUGAAAUCUUUAAAUUGUACUGUCCAUUCGGAAAAUUCUCAUAAAGAAAGUGGUAAGAAAGAUACCCUUCCAGUAUCUUCCUGUGAAAGUAGUAUUUUUGAUUAUGAAGAAGAUAUUCCAUCUAUUACAAGACAAGUACCAAGUAGAAAGUACACAAACAUUAGAAAGAUUGAAAAGGAUGCUCCUUUUAUACAUAUGAGCCGUCACACUAUCGAGAAUACAUUGGGAAAAAAUUCUUUCAGCUUUUCUAAUUUAAGUCAGUCAAAAAAUAAGUUGCCCUCUGAUGGACAUGAAAAAGGAAACAGCACAGCUCUGAAUAGUUUCUUUCCUUCAUCAUUAACUGAAAAUUGUGAAUUGCUUUCAUGCUCGGGAGAGAAUAAAACUGUGGUGCACUCUUUUGAUUGUAUUGCUGAUGAGAGUGGACUAAACAAACUUAAAAUAAGAUACGAAGAAUUUCAAGAACAUAAAACAGAAAAGCCAAGUCUCAGCCAGCAAGCAGCACACUAUAUGUUCUUUCCCAGUGUUGUUCUUUCUAAUUGUCUCACUAGACCACAGAAAUUAUCUCCUGUAACAUAUAAACUACAACCUGCCAAUAAACCAUCCCGGUUAAAAUUGAAUAAAAAGAAACUUGUGGGUCAUCAGGAGACUUCCAUCAAAAGUAAUGAAACUGGAUCCACAAAAGAUUGUUGUGUACAAAAUAAUCCAUGUAACAGUAAUCCUGAGAAGGAUAAUGUGUUAGCUGGUGAUUUAGUUAAAACCCCCCGUGGAGCUUUUGAAAACAAAACACCUACAGACAGUUUUUUAGACUGUCACUUUGGAGAUGGAACCUUAGAAACGGAACACUCCUUUGGACUAUAUGGAAAUAAAUAUACACUUAGAGCCAAACGCAAGGUAAAUUAUGAAACGGAAGAUAGUGAGUCAAGUUUUGUAACACACAACUCAAAAAUUAGCCUACCUCAUCCCAUGGAAAUUGGUGAAAGUUUAGAUGGAACUCUCAAAUCUCGAAAACGAAGAAAAAUGUCUAAAAAGCUACCCCCUGUCAUUAUAAAGUAUAUUAUUAUUAAUAGAUUUAGAGGGAGGAAAAAUAUGCUUGUUAAGCUAGGAAAAAUAGACUCUAAAGAAAAACAAGUAAUAUUAACAGAAGAAAAAAUGGAACUAUAUAAGAAGCUUGCACCUUUGAAAGAUUUUUGGCCAAAAGUUCCUGAUUCCCCUGCAACCAAAUAUCCCAUUUAUCCACUCACACCAAAGAAGAGUCACCGAAGAAAGUCAAAACAUAAAUCUGCUAAGAAGAAAACUGGUAAGCAACAAAGGACAAGUAGUGAAAGUAUUAAAAGAACUUUAUCUUUUAGAAAAAAACGGCCCCAUGCUAUUCUUUCCCUUCCCUCACCAUCUUACAAUGCUGAAACCGAAGACUGUGACUUGAAUUAUAGUGAUGUUAUGUCUAAACUAGGUUUUCUUUCUGAGAGAAGCACAAGUCCUAUAAAUUCUUCUCCCCCUCGCUGCUGGUCUCCCACAGAUCCAAAAGCUGAAGAAGUUAUGGCUGCUGCAGAAAAAGAAACAAUGCUUUUUAAAGGUCCUAAUUCCUAUAGUAGUAAGACUGUUAACUCUCGUGUAGGAAAAAGUAACCGCACGAGAGUGCAGGUUAAAAAAUCAAAAGCAAAGCAUGUCAAUCCCUCUGUAGUUGCUAAAAAAAGGAACAAGCGAAAUCAAACAAAUAAACUAAUAGAUGAUGUAACAAAGAAACCGAGAGCGAAACAGAAACAAAAAACAAAUGAGAAAAGUAAAUCAAGAAAGCACAUAACUCUUAAGGAUGAAAAGAUAAAAUCUCAGUCUGGUGCAGAAGUUAAAUUUGUGUUGAAACACCAGAAUGUAUCUGAACCUACAAAUAGUUCUGGAAGUUCUCAAGUACUUUUUAAACAGAAAGAGGUGUCACUAACAGGCUGUGCUACAGAUCAUCCCCUUUCUGUUCCUCAGUCCACUGGAAUCAGUGCACAACAGAAACUGUCUGGCUGCUUUUCUUCUUUCUUAGAAAGUAAGAAGUCUGCAGAUUUGCAGACAUUUCCUAGUUCACGAAAUGAUUUGCAUUCGUCUGUUGCUUGUAGUUCUAUAGGCUCUGGAAUCUCAAAGAUUAAUAUUCCAAGAUCUCAUAAUCAGAAUGCUAUGUUUGCUCUAAGAGAAUCAACCUUGAUUCAAAAAAAUAUAUUUGACCUUUCCAAUCAUUUGUCUCAGGUAGCACAGAGUACACAGAUACCUUCAGGUAUAAUGUCUCCAAAGACAGAAGAGAGUGCAAAUUUACAAAAAAACUAUUUGUCAUCCAUUGGAAAGUUAAAUGAAUAUCGCAGUUCCCUAGAAGCAAAGCCAGACCAGGUCUGUGCCCCUAAUUUUUUGCAUUGCAAAGACAGUCAGCAGCAGCUUGUGUGCAUGGCAGAGCAAUCAAAGCACAGUGAAACUUGUUCUUCAGGAAAUGCAGCUUCAGAAGAAAGUCAACUGCCAAAUGAUUGCUUUGUAACUUCCUUAAGAAAUCCAAUAAGACAAAUAACCUGGGAGCAAAAACAAAGGGGCUUUAUUUUAGAUAUGUCAAACUUUAAACCUGAAAAGGCAAAGCAGAGAUCACUGUCAGAAGCGAUUUCACAAACCAAAGCACUUUCUCAGUGUAAAAAUCAGGCUGUGUCAACACCUUCAGCAUUUGGUGAAGGACAAUCUGGACUGGCAGUUUUAAAGGAAUUGUUACAAAAAAGACAGCAAAAAGCACAAAAUGCAAACAUUAUGCAAGAUUCAUUAUCUAAUAAACAACCAAACAAAAUUAUUUCUAGUUCCCUUGAACAUAAAGCAAACAAACGGACACGAACAGUAACAUCUCCAAGAAAACCUAGAACUCCCAGAAGUACAAAACCUAAAGAAAAAACUCCCAAAGUUCUAAAAAUAGACUCUUCAAGUAUACAAAAUUCUGGUCAAUUGGAUAAUUCCCUUUCAGAUGACAGUCCUGUCUUUUUUUCAGAUCCAGGUUUUGAAAGUUGUUAUUCACUAGAAGAUAGCUUGUCACCUGACCAUAAUUAUACUUUUGAUAUUAACACAAUAGGACAGACUGGAUUUUGUAGCUUUUAUUCUGGGAGUCAGUUUGUCCCAGCUGAUCAGAAUUUGCCUCAGAAGUUUUUAAGUGAUGCUGUUCAGGAUCUUUUUCCAGGACAGGCUUUAGAAAAACAUGAGUUUUUAGGUUAUGACAACCAGAAGUGUGAAGACAAGCAUCGUGCCUCAGACUCAACUUCUUGGAUUAGAUCUAGUCCUGAACUUUUUGAGAAAUCAUCUAUAGAUGGCAGUGAAAAUCACUGCCACCACCAGUGGAAAAAUAGCUUUCAUUCUCUCACUCCUCGAUCCAAUUCAAUAAUGGAUUCUUUCUGUGUCCAGCAAGCAGAUGACUGUUUAAAUGAAAAAUCCAGAUUGAAUAGGAGUUCAGUAAGCAAAGAAGUGUUUCUUAGCUUCUCACAGCCAAGCAGUUCAGACUGGAUUCAAGGACACACCAGAAAAGAAAUGGGACAGUCUCUUGAUUCAGUUAAUUCCUCUUUCACUACAGUACUUUCAUCACCUGAUGGUGAACUUAUGGAUGCAGCCUCUGAAGACUUAGAAUUGUAUGUUUCGAGAAAUAAUAUGUUGUCGCCAACUCCUGACAGUUCACCAAGGUCUGCCAGCUCACCCUUACAAUCAAAAAAUGGCAUUUUUGCUCCUCGAACUGCUCAUAUUCUGAAGCCACUUAUGUCCCCACCAAGUAGGGAAGAAAUUGUGGCAACUUUAUUGGAUCAUGAUCUUUCAGAAACUAUUUACCAGGAACCAUUUUGUAGUAAUCCUUCUGAUGUGCCAGAAAAACCCAGGGAGAUUGGUGGACGGCUCCUAAUGGUAGAAACUCGACUUCCAAAUGAUCUGGCUGAGUUUGAGGGAGACUUUUCCUUGGAGGGGCUUCGUCUGUGGAAAACAGCAUUCUCAGCAAUGACUCAGAAUCCAAGACCAGGUUCACCCAUUCGUAAUGGCCAAGCAGUUGUCAAUAAAGAAUUGAGUAAUAAUAGCCAUAAAAUGGUUGAAGAUAAAAAAAUUGUGAUCAUGCCUUGCAAAUGUGCCCCCAGUCGACACCUGGUUCAAGCAUGGCUUCAAGCCAAAGAAGAAUAUGAGCGUUCUAAGAAACUGCCUAAAAUUGAGCCAACUGGAAUUUUAAAAGCUGUUGAGAAUUUCAGCGCUUUAGCUAACCCUGAUGACAAACCUGUAAUGCCUCCACAAAUGGAUGAAAGCCCACGUGUACUUCCUACUACAGCACAUACUAAGGAAGAUGCGAAUGAUUCUUAUACUGCUUUACAAGCACCAAGUAGAAGAUAUAGUCAGGCUGCAAGUAAAAGCCAGAUGCUGCUACCAGUUGCCUCUGCAAAUGAUUCUGAGAAAAAUGAAGAUGAUGAUGAUAACUGUUAUGUUAGUUACAGCUCCCCUGAUUCUCCAGUAAUUCCUCCUUGGCAACAAGCAACAUCCCCAGAUUCUAAAGCAUUAAGUAAAGACAAUAGACCUUCAUCACCAAUAGAGAAACUAUGUUCCCUGGCUAUUGAGAAUUUCUUAAAGCCAAUAAAAGAUGGUAUACAGAAAAGCCCCUGCAGUGAGACUGGGGAGUCUCUACUCAUCUCUCCAACUAGGGCAAGAACUGGGAAAUGUGAAUCACUUUGCCUGCAUAGUACACCAAUUAUACAGAGAAAACUUCUGGAAAGGCUACCUGAAGCAACUAGCCUUAGCCCUUUAUCAACAGAACCAAAAACCCAGAAGUUGAAUAAUAAGAAAGGAAGUAAUACUGACACUCUUAGAAGAGUACUGUUAACUACACAAACAAAGAAUCAGUUUGCAGCUGUAAAUACCCCAAAGAAAGAAACUUCUCAGAUUGAUGGACCAUCUCUAAACAAUACUUAUGGUUUCAAAGUCAGCAUACAAAACUUACAGGAGGCAAAAGCUUUACAUGAGAUACAAAAUCUUACCCUAAUAAGUGUGGAGUUACAUGCUCGAACUAGACGGGACUUAGAGCCAGAUCCUGAGUUUGAUCCAAUCUGUGCUCUUUUCUACUGCAUCUCAUCUGACACUCCACUGCCAGAUACAGAAAAAACAGAACUCACAGGUGUAAUAGUAAUUGAUAAAGAAAAGACAAUUUCUGGUCAAGAUAUCAGAUAUCAGACUCCAUUACUUAUCAGAUCUGGAGUAACAGGAUUAGAAGUUACAUAUGCUGCUGAUGAGAAGGCACUUUUUCAAGAAAUUACAAAUAUAAUAAAAAGGUAUGAUCCUGAUAUUCUGCUAGGCUAUGAGAUUCAGAUGCAUUCCUGGGGCUAUCUCUUACAAAGAGCUGCUGCCUUAAGUGUUGACUUGUGUCAGAUGAUCUCUCGUGUGCCAGAUGACAAAAUUGAGAACAGAUUUGCAGCUGAAAGAGAUGACUAUGGAUCAGAUACCAUGAGUGAGAUAAAUAUAGUUGGCCGAAUUACACUAAAUCUUUGGAGAAUCAUGCGAAAUGAGGUGGCUCUAACUAACUACACCUUUGAAAAUGUGAGCUUUCAUGUUCUUCAUCAGCGAUUUCCCCUCUUUACCUUUCGGGUCUUGUCAGAUUGGUUUGAUAACAAGACAGAUCUAUACAGAUGGAAAAUGGUUGAUCAUUAUGUUAGCCGUGUCCGUGGAAAUCUCCAAAUGUUAGAACAGUUGGACCUGAUUGGGAAAACCAGUGAAAUGGCUAGGCUUUUUGGCAUCCAGUUUUUACAUGUACUGACAAGGGGUUCACAGUACCGCGUGGAAUCAAUGAUGUUGCGCAUUGCUAAACCAAUGAACUAUAUCCCUGUGACACCAAGUAUCCAACAGAGAUCCCAGAUGAGAGCUCCACAGUGUGUUCCCCUAAUUAUGGAGCCUGAAUCCCGCUUCUACAGCAACUCUGUUCUUGUUUUGGAUUUCCAGUCACUAUAUCCCUCUAUUGUGAUUGCGUACAACUACUGUUUUUCCACCUGUCUUGGCCAUGUGGAGAACUUGGGAAAGUAUGAGGAAUUCAAAUUUGGCUGUACUUCUCUAAGAGUUCCUCCAGAUUUACUUUACCAAAUUAGGCAUGACAUCACAGUAUCCCCCAAUGGAAUAGCUUUUGUCAAGCCUUCAGUAAGAAAGGGUGUGCUACCAAGAAUGCUUGAAGAAAUUUUGAAAACUAGACUCAUGGUGAAACAAUCAAUGAAGGCUUACAAGCAAGAUAAGGCCCUGUCACGAAUGCUUAAUGCACGACAGCUAGGACUAAAGCUGAUAGCAAAUGUCACAUUUGGCUAUACAGCUGCGAAUUUUUCUGGGAGAAUGCCAUGCAUUGAGGUUGGUGAUAGUAUUGUUCACAAAGCCAGAGAGACUUUGGAACGAGCAAUUAAACUAGUGAAUGAUACCAAGAAAUGGGGUGCUAGGGUUGUAUAUGGAGAUACGGACAGUAUGUUUGUGCUACUGAAAGGAGCCACUAAGGAGCAGUCUUUUAAAAUUGGUCAAGAAAUUGCUGAAGCUGUAACUGCUACCAAUCCUAAGCCAGUGAAAUUGAAGUUUGAAAAGGUAUAUUUGCCCUGUGUUUUACAAACAAAAAAGAGGUAUGUGGGUUACAUGUAUGAAACCUUGGAUCAGAAGGACCCAGUAUUUGAUGCAAAAGGAAUAGAAACAGUUAGAAGAGAUUCUUGUCCUGCUGUUUCUAAGAUACUUGAACGUUCUUUAAAGCUGCUCUUUGAAACAAGAGAUAUAAGUCUAAUUAAACAAUAUGUUCAGCGACAAUGUAUGAAACUUCUGGAAGGAAAGGCCAGUAUACAAGAUUUUAUCUUUGCCAAGGAAUACAGAGGAAGUUCUUCUUACAAACCUGGUAGUUGUGUGCCAGCCCUUGAACUUACAAGGAAAAUGGUUACCUAUGACCGGCGCUCUGAACCUCGAGUUGGGGAGCGCGUGCCAUAUGUCAUUAUUUAUGGGGCCCCUGGAGUACCACUCAUCCAGCUGGUAAGGCGCCCAGCAGAACUCCUGCAGGAUCCAACUCUUAGACUGAAUGCCAUUUACUAUAUCACCAAGCAAAUUCUUCCACCCCUGGCAAGAAUCUUCUCACUGAUUGGUAUUGAUGUCUUCAGCUGGUAUCAUGAAUUACCAAGAAUCCAAAAAGCCACCAGCUCCUCUCGAAGUGAACUUGAAGGAAGAAAAGGUACUAUUUCUCAAUAUUUCACUACUCUACAUUGUCCUGUGUGUGAUGACCUCACUCAGCAUGGCAUCUGUAAUAAAUGUCGGAGUCAACCUCAGCAUGUUACAGUCAUCCUCAAUCAAGAAAUUCGGGAGUUGGAGCGCAAACAGGAGCAACUUCUAAAGAUAUGCAAGAACUGUACAGGUUCCUUUGACCGACAUAUCCCAUGUGUUUCUCUGAACUGUCCAGUACUUUUUAAACUCUCCCGAGUAAAUAGAGACUUAUCCAAGGCACCAUAUCUCCGGCAAUUACUAGACCAGUUUUAAAUUGCAUCACAGAUCUCCAGGUGCUAUUUUGUUCACUGUUUACCACUAAACUGUUGUGCAUGGUGCUGUCUCAACUUUCAUUGAGUCAACAAUGUUCACUGUCUGUUAUCUGAAGACUAUGAAGACUUAUGCUGACUGAAUCAAAAGUUAUCCUUGUUGAUCUCUGAAUAGCUCACUUCUUAUAAUGUACAAAUUUCUCAUGCUUUCACCUUUUGAUCAUUGUUUUAUAAUACAGGUGUUGGAUUUGCUCCAGUAUGUGUACCAUCUUGUAAAUGCAUUUGAGUAGAUCAUGUUAACUUCCUUGUGGAAGGAACACUGAAAACCUCGUAAAGAAAAAACAUUUGUGUGUUUUCCUUGAACUUUGUCAAGACGUGUUACCUAGAGAUAUCCAUUCACUUUAUAAUUUUGACUGCGAAAUAUUUUGUAAAUACACUUUUUUACUUUUCAAACAACUAAGUAAAAUAAUGUGCAAUGAAUUUUAUACAAAUGAUUUUCAAGUUGUUUGGUAUAUUCCUUCUAGGUUUUGCUUGACUCAAAGUAGAUUUGUUAUUUUGAUCAAACUGUGCAAACAGUAGUACCAUGUGUAGCAUUUUGAAACAUUAUUUUCUAAAAAAUGCUGUCCUGCUUUAGCUAUUAAUGGGGCAUUGUGAGGAACUGUGCAAAGACAUUUUUGUUACAAACCUGUGGGCCUGUUGCAAUACUUUAAAAAUUAAAAAACUUACUCCAUUUUUGCUUGUUUUGUAUAGACAUUUCUAUUGCUUCUAAAAUAUGCCUAAAUAUUUUCUUUCUUUAUGUACUGUACAGUUAAUCUUAUUUGCCAUCAUCUUGAACACAAAAUGUGUAUUUAGAAUAUUUGUAUAACUGUAUAAAAUGAAAAAGAAUUAUGUGGUCAGUGCAUUGUUUUUUUA
Molecule: messenger RNA, 10341 nt
Organism: Octodon degus (degu)
Lineage: Eukaryota; Metazoa; Chordata; Mammalia; Rodentia; Octodontidae
Gene: Rev3l
Product: REV3 like, DNA directed polymerase zeta catalytic subunit
Exons: 32
Coding region: 65-9433 (3122 amino acids)
Biological process (GO): error-prone translesion synthesis; double-strand break repair via homologous recombination
Cellular component (GO): zeta DNA polymerase complex; nucleus
Molecular function (GO): DNA-directed DNA polymerase activity; nucleotide binding; DNA binding
Source: RefSeq, a predicted model, not a curated record